AGCUUAUUUAGCACCCUGCACUUAGAACACAUCUGAUUUUGUCAACAAAUUGAUAGUGGAAUAAAGUCAGAGAAUUAGUUGGCUAAGAUACGUCUAUGUAAAUAAUUAAAAUGCUGCACCGUCAACGGUGUUGAAGAAUUCCGACUACGAAGAGUGUUUAAGAAAUGUGCUCGUUGACAUGUUUAAAUCCCAACGCAAUUGCACUCAAUUUGCUAUUGCUAUUGCUUGUGAUAGCGCCCUUAUCAGGAGUACAUCAUCCACCCAUUCACGAUAUUGUGACAACUCAAGAUAUUAUAGCUGGUGAUGUUUUCUUUGAGAUAACAGAACCUGCCGUUUUGGAGUACACGUAUCGGUUACGACCGGCAAAAGAUUUUGGUAUCUCAUUUGUCUCACAGCGUUACACUGGCAUCGCAUUGGUGUUAACGCAACCAGCAGAUGCAUGCUCAAAGAUUCGCAACUAUCGUGAAGUGCGCGGAAACGUAGCAUUAAUUAAAAGAGGCGAUUGUUCGUUUUUAACGAAAACUAUCAACGCAGAAAAUGCCGGCGCCAAAGCGGCUAUUAUGACGGAAUUUGACGAUGAUUCGGCCGAGUUCGAGUAUUACAUAGAAAUGGUACAUGACAACACAAGCAGAGAAGCGCAUAUACCCGCCGGGUUUUUGCUGGGCAAAAAUGGCAUUGUAAUACGUUCGACGUUAAUGAGUCUACGACGGCCACAUGCCAUCAUCAAUAUACCAGUGAACCUAACAUUUGUGCCACCUGCGCAAAUAAAUCAUCCGCCCUGGUUGGGUUGGUAAACUUCAUUAAACAAAGUCAAACAUAGUUGAUCACAGAUGAACACAUCCAAAAAUAUUAACCAAAGUGCAUUCAUACAACUGACUCACCAAAAAUAAAAAUGGCUAAGUAGGCUACUAGUUGAGAUUUAUUUACAUUGUGCAAACUCUUUAUUUUUAUAUUACAAGAAAAAAACAGAAAACCUGUUAAAAACAAAUAUACUUAAGUGUUGAUUUUGCUGGGUUUUAAAUACAACAAACACCCAUAAAUGUCAAGCAAUAUAGGUGGUAGUAAAAGGCCAAAAUUGGACAGACAACGUUAGUAUGAGAGAAAGUCUAAGUCAUCACUAUUUAGAACUGAUUUUACAGUUCUAAUUAUAUAAAUCAAACAAAAAGCAAUCAAGUAGUU
Zeugodacus cucurbitae (melon fly) is the source of this 1179-nucleotide messenger RNA. Its product is annotated as PRADC1-like protein. Lineage: Eukaryota; Metazoa; Arthropoda; Insecta; Diptera; Tephritidae. Bases 165 to 794 code for a protein of 209 amino acids. The transcript has 3 exons. The record is from RefSeq and is a predicted model, not a curated record.